Molecule: messenger RNA, 4287 nt
Organism: Vitrella brassicaformis
Lineage: Eukaryota; Vitrellaceae
Source: the annotation of a GenBank genome assembly
CAAGACCUCUCUAAAGGCCGAAGGGAAGGGUGCAUAGGCAGGAUGAGUGUUCCUGGUGCCGCUGCAGCCGCUGCGGCGAGCGUGCUGAGCGAUGGUAUGAGCCCACACGCGUCCGACGCAGAUCCCCAUGGAGGACAGAACCAUAACGGAGAGGUGAGGUGAUGAGAGAGUGCGUGAGUGAGUGAGCACACAUGCGUUAACGAACGUUGGCAUGGCAUGCACCCCACCCCAUCCAUGUAUACCACGCCUCCAUGCGUCCGUCCAUCCGCGCAGGCGAAGGAUGCGUCAGGCAACGGUGACGGCAUAGAGUGCGAGGAGGUGGUUGACGAGCCGAUGCCGUCCGCCAGUGGGGACCCCCACCAGGGACAGCAGCAGAGGGGUGAGCAAGGUCAGUCAGCACGGGGUGACCGCGGUGCCACUGAGCGAGGAUGGGGGGGAGGGUGGGUGGUCACGUCACGUCACGGAAUGCAUUGCAUGCAACACAUAUGCAGCACCAACUUAACUAAUGUCUGUGUGUCCUGACUGACUGUCCUUGGUCUCUUCACAUUGAUUGAUUGUUGAUUAUUGAUUUGAUUGCAUCAUGUGCGGCAGUGGGUGCGGGUGGUGGUGAGGUGGAGUACAUCGGUUGUGGACCCAUAUUCACUCGCGCACACCACACACACAGAAAGGUAGGGAGGGAGGAUCACCACAAAUGACAGACAGCAGACGGCACGCUCCAUCGUGUGUGUAUGCUAUGGGUGUGGUCUGUCCGUGUGUCUGUCUGUCUGUCUGUGCAGUCGUUGCGUCCGGCCGGCUGCGCGCUGCCCAAAGGUCUCUACCCGCUCUCGUCGGUGCUCAAGUCGGUGCCUGGCGAGGCAGCCGUGGCCGAUAUCGCUGUGGGCAGGUGGCAGAUGGCCGUGCUGCUCGACAACAGUAGGGUGUGUGUCUGGAGGGGGAGGUGAGUGACUGAGUGAGUCAGGGAGUGAGGGGCGGGAAGUCGUGUUGACCUGUGUGUGUGUGUGUGUGUGUGUGUGUGUGCAGCACGUACAAGUGGCAGGAUGUGUCAGUGCUGCGGCAGUACUGCCUGACCUCCAUCACCAUGGCCUCCUCACCGACCUCAGAGGAACGGUUCGUCAUCGCCGGCAUUUCGCGCGAAGGUCUGUCUGUCCAUCCACACACACCACACCGCACAGACGAGACGUGUGUAUGCACGUCACACACACGUGUGGUUGUGUGUUGUGUGUUGUGUGUGGUUAUACGUUUGGUUUGGUUUGCAGGGUCGUUUCACUGGGUGUCGUCAGACAGCCUGCAGAAGGAGCGGUCGAUGGACCUGAGCGUGAGGCCUGGCGAGCGGGCAAUCGCAAAGUCAAUGGAUCUGGCGGACGUAAUCGAUGUAUGUACGCUGCGUACGCUACGUUACGUGGCGGCUACACACACACACACACACACACAAAAGCAACUGCUCACACGUGUGUGCGUUGAUUUGACUGCAGGGUGAGUUUGUGCCGGCCAUGGCCGUGCUGAGUUUUGCUGGCGGCGACGAGAAUAAUCCCUACCUGUUUGUCAAGGGCCCGGAGGCGUUCACUCGGUUCAGGAACUUCUCAUCCACACCACUCAAGGUGGGUGACCAGCACACACACGCGCACACACACCCGAGCCUGACGUCUCUCUCUCUCUCUCUGUAUGUGUGUGUGUUUGUGUUUGUGUGUCCAUGGGUUCAUCCAUCCGCAGGCGCUGUGCGGGCUGUCUGGCCUGUAUGGGUGUGUGUUGGUGGCGGACGGCCACGUGUUCCACUGGAGCCCCGAUAUGGCGCCCGACGGGCAAUACGGCCGAUAUGACAACGGAAACGUCAAGAUGGCCAUCAACAAGGUAAUAAGGUACCCCACCCACCCACCCCAUGCACACCACACAGGACUCUACGUCCACAUGAAUGUUUGUGCGUGUAUGCGAUGCGCCCCGCCCAGCUGUGUGGUUCCCUCUCUGCCGGCAAAGUGGUGGACGUCGCUUGCUGCGGCAACGCCUUCACGGCCGUGACGCGCGACGGCGUCAUUCACGUGUGGACGGGCGCGGGCGACACUGGGGCCAAGUUCGUCAUCAACACGCCCAUCCAGUGGACACCCGACUUCCAUCAGAUGGUUCGUUUAGUAGUAGCCCCACCCACCCACCGCUCACCUCACCAGCAUGACCUCUGUCUGUUUGUGGUCAAACCAUGCUUGUGACAAGCAGCUGAUAGACGAGCGUGGCAUCCCCUUCGCCAGCCGCUACCUGCUCACCAACGAGGAGAGGCCGUCCGCCCAGCUCGAGGCCGUCAGGAAGCAGGAGCUCGAGACACUCUAUGGCGUCACGGUGACCAUGCAGAGGGAGGGGGACGGGGCAGGGGAGACACCGAAGCUGACCAUCAGCAAGGGCGCCGACGACCCGAUUGUGCGGCUGUUCGUGUGUGAGGAAUGGACCAUGGGCGUGAGCCGUGGGGGCCGAGUUGCUGGGUGGAAGAAUGGCCUCCUGACGCGAGGAACAGCGGUCAGUGGAGUGCGUCAUGUGUGAUGAGUGGAUGGACUGACUGGACGGAGGGAGGGAUGGAUGGCUGUCGUGUGGGCUGUGGUGUGUGUGUGCGUCUUUGGUCUCUUCCUUCCUCAGAUUGAGAGUGUGUCGGUCAACCUGUACGAGUGUCUGCGGCAGCUCCACAGCUCCAUCAACGACCCCGCCCUCUUCGCCAACAUGACCACAGAGACCACCCUCACCGACCUCCCGCCCGCCUCCUGCCGGAUCAUCGCUUCACCAUCAUGCUUCAUAUUCGCCCACAGACACCCCGCCCCGGCACCCGCCCCCGCCCAGCCAGAGGCCGACGAAGAAAUGAUGAUGAUGCCCGAGAGCUCGGCCACGCCAGGCGGUCGCCCCGCGAAGCGCCGCGGCCGCCCGCCUGGCUCGCGUGGACGGGGAGCUGCCAAGAGAAAGGCAGAGGAGGAGCUGGCCACGCGCGACACACAGGUGGGUAAAUGGAACGAUUUAUGACGGUUCCUUCCACCACACACACGACAGACAGAUGUCUCUCUUUGUUGUGGACUGCCAGGGCGGCGCCGACGAGCCUGUGCGUCCGAGCGGCCGCAAGCGGGGUCGGCCGAGGGGCAGUGGUCGGGGCAGGCCGCCCAAGGCCUCACUCGCCGCUAUGGCCGCUGCCGCCGCAGCUGCAGCUGCUGCUGCAGUAGCCAGGGACACCCUCCAGGAGCAGCGCGAGCAGAAAGAGGGUAAGGGUGAGGGUGAGCCACCCCGCUUGUCGAAGCGAGGCCGCCCACGUGGCAGACCGAGAGGCAGUGGCCGGGGCAGGGCCAGGGGGAAAGGGCGGGAAAGGGGGACUGCGGCAGCAGCAGCAGGGGUGGAGGAUGCAGCCAUGGGUGGUGAGGAUGAGGAGCCGGCUGUGAAGCGAGGGGAGGAGUCCGACGAGGAGGAGGAGGAGGAGGAGGAGCCCAUGCCGCCGCAGCAGCGGCGGAGAGGCCGUGCGAGGACCACCGACGAGGACGAGAGCGAGGAUGCCGAAGAAGAGGAGCAGGAGUGGUACGUUACGUGCACACGCACUGGCCUGCCCUGCACCACACUCACACAUCCACUGCACUGGCUGUACGUACGGCGUCCAUGUGAUGUGCCUCUCUCUCUCUCCUGUUGCGAUGCGAUGUGACCGACCGACCAUUCCAUUCAGGGAGGUGGAGCGCAUCCUCUCACACCGUGACCUCGCCAACGGCGUCCGUGAGUUCCAAGUCAAGUGGAAAGGUGCGACCCCCCACCCCACCCCACCAUGCUAUGCUAUGCUGUCUCCCCCCUCCCCCCACCACGCCACGCACGCAGAAACCCAUCUAUCUGGUUUGCCUGCCUGUGUAUGUCUGUCCACGCACGCACACAGGGGCCUGGUCGCCGACGUGGGAGAGUGCCGACCUCCUGACACACUGCCAGGAGCUACUGGCCGACUACUGGGUCUGCCGCAACGCUAACAAGACCAGGGGCGGCCGGUUCGUCAAAGACCCGCAGUUGCUCAUGGACCAUUGAGGUGAGGUGAGGGACCUGACGGGCGGCGGACAGAUCAGAUCGGAUCAGAUCAGAUCGGCGGACGACGAAUCUUUUUCGUCUGCUUCGUUUUGACGUUCACACAACGUACGUACAUCUGCAUUUUUCCCACUCACAUGCAUCAGAUGUAUGGCGAAGGCGGCAUGUAGGGCUGGCAUGGCAUGGCACGGCUGGCUGCGCGUGUGCGCGAUGUAUACUUGUGCUGAUGAUAAUACGGUGACUUCUGAGUGAGUGAGUGGCUUGAAUGCACGC